CAAGCGAGGGCGCAGGCGCAAGCGCCCAGCAGACGCAUGCGUGCUGAGUCUUGGCUCCUCAGCAUGGGUUCCUGCUUCCCUCUUCUGUCGCUGCUGUGGUUCCUCUUCAGCCCCAAGCUUCAGCUAGGAAACGCCCAGGCUCCUGCCAUGGUGCAGCUGCCAGGUGGGCGAUUUUUGAUGGGAACAGAUGCUCCAGAUGGCAAAAAUGGUGAAGGGCCUGCCCGGGAAGUGACAGUUAAAUCUUUUGCCAUCGAUGUAUUUCCAGUCACCAAUAAAGACUUCAGGGAGUUUGUCAGGGAGAAAAAGUACCAGACUGAGGCUGAGGCAUUCGGCUGGAGCUUCGUCUUUGAGGAUUUUGUCUCCCCUGAGCUGAGAAACCAAGCCAGUCAGAUGCCGUCUCUUCUAUGGUGGAUACCAGUACAAAAGGCAUUUUGGAGGCAGCCUGCAGGUCCCGGCUCUGGAAUCCGAGAGAAACUGGAGCUUCCGGUGGUACACGUGAGCUGGAAUGACGCUGGUGCUUACUGCUCGUGGAGGGGGAAACGGUUGCCUACAGAAGAGGAGUGGGAGUUUGCAGCCCGAGGGGGCUUGAAGGGUCAGCUUUAUCCGUGGGGCAACCGGUUCCAGCCCAACCGCACCAACUUGUGGCAGGGAAAGUUCCCCAAAGGUGACACAGCUGAAGAUGGUUUUCAUGGACUGUCACCAGUAAAUGCUUUCCCCCCACAGAACAACUAUGGACUAUAUGAUCUCAUGGGCAAUGUGUGGGAAUGGACAGCGUCCACAUACCAAGCUGCUGGCCAGGACAUGCGUGUCCUCCGGGGAGCAUCAUGGAUUGACACAGCAGAUGGCUCAGCCAAUCACCGUGCUCGGGUCACCACCAGGAUGGGCAACACUCCAGAUUCAGCCUCAGACAACCUAGGCUUCCGCUGUGCUUCCAGUACAGGCCGACUGAAGCAGGAUCUGUGAGCACCCAGGCAGAGAUGGAGAAAACUGCCCCAUCCUCAGUACUGUGUCUCCCUGACCAUGUUCCUGAAGCAGCUGGAUACCACCUUCUUCGUCAGUCUUGGGGAUGGCCUCCCUUUGAGCCCCUUCCCUCGGACCAACACCUCCUAAGGGCAGAACACUCAACCUUAAGAGGAGACUAUGGUAGCCUGGAAGAGGAGGGCCUGGAUGGCCAAGGCUGGGAGCUGGUGCUUCUCUGAAUCCCAGUCUAAAGGACAAAGGAAUCAAACACGUUAACCACAUUAACAUGUAGAGCAAUCCUCCAAAAGACAGUGGUUUUAAAUCUUUCCCUUUUGCUUCCUCCCUAUCUGAUUCAACUUUGACUCUUCCUGAGAAGGUCUGUAGAAGGAAAAACACUUCCUUCAUGACCUGGUGCCUGACGCGCUUCUGAAGAAACCUAACCUCCCUGUGUCAUUCGAAGCACGGUAUUCACCCUGUAGCACGGCUGGUCUCAAGCCCUCAGUCCUCUUACCUCGGCUUCCUCCGUGCUGGGACUGUACACAGGGCCCCGUGUUAGAACACUUUGGUAGAGCAAAUAAUUUACCAGGUGAAGCUGUGCGUUGUGGGAGUAACAAAGUCAGUACUCCUCUAGGAAGACAAAUGCCAGAAACUUCUCUGAGCACUAAACAUGUCCCUGAAGAAGAACUGGAUCUCUUUAGGUCAAUAAACUCUUCAUUUAUGUA
Messenger RNA from Meriones unguiculatus (Mongolian gerbil), 1682 nucleotides. RefSeq names its product sulfatase modifying factor 2 (gene Sumf2). The coding region runs from base 37 to 963 and encodes 308 amino acids. Gene Ontology annotation, cellular component: endoplasmic reticulum. NCBI's taxonomy places the organism in Eukaryota, Metazoa, Chordata, Mammalia, Rodentia, Muridae. The record is from RefSeq and is a predicted model, not a curated record. The transcript is spliced from 9 exons.